AGGUUGUUUGAAGGGCAUCGGCCAUUGAAUUUGUGACUUUGGCAAAGAUUGACAUCAUGGCAGGCGCAGAAAAUGAAGGCCAAUUCCAGUUCACUGGUAGUAAGAAGUAUUUCAAUUCAUACACUCUCACAGGUAGAAUGAAUUGUGUACUGGCCACAUGUGGAGGCAUUGCUUUGCUGGUCUUAUGCUUUAAGUUAAGGUCUAAAAAGACUCCAGCUGUGAAAGCAACAGGAAUGGAAUCUAAAUUUUCUGAGCUCAUCUGUUAAAUUCCUAAGCCUGGAGAAGCUAAUGUCAACUGAUCAUAUAAUAUUCAAUUUGUACAAUAAAUUAUGAACCUGG
Molecule: messenger RNA, 339 nt
Organism: Dipodomys spectabilis (banner-tailed kangaroo rat)
Lineage: Eukaryota; Metazoa; Chordata; Mammalia; Rodentia; Heteromyidae
Product: ATP synthase membrane subunit K, mitochondrial-like
Exons: 1
Coding region: 57-266 (69 amino acids)
Source: RefSeq, a predicted model, not a curated record